UUUGCAUUUGCUUUUCGCUGAUUAGCAUUCUAGGAAAUGAAGGGCCUUUUGAAACCCUACUUUUGACUUUGUCUUGAUUUACUUUUACCAACUGAAUUCAAGUUUGGGUUCAUUUGGGGCACCUGCACCCCACUAGUAGUUCUCUCCUUCUUCCUUUAAAUGUUAUUGAUCUCUAGUCCGGGGGCUGGCUGUCUCCUGGCCUGUCACCCCCAUCCUCUGUAGUGUACGGAUGCAACAUCUCAGUAGGAUUGUGACUAGAUGGAACCUGCUUCAUUGCAGUGUUCAUCAAAUACAUCCAAUUCUUUGAUGUCUUGUUUUUGAGUCCUCUGGAGGCAGGACAAAAAUAUUUCUUAGAGAUAGGGUCCAUCCCAUCCUGCUGGCUGGCUGAAUAGAUCUUGGAGAACAUUUAUGUUCAACUGUGGGGUUUUUUGGUGCCUUGCCCCCAAGACGAUAAAGUCUGGAUUCCCAUGUAAGAAGGGAGUGUGAAGCUGCUUGGGAGUUUUCUUAAGGUCCAGGGCUGGUACCUGAAUGCUGAACCCUGAACCCGAGAUGGAUGAUUUUAUUGAUGACAUGAUAUACAAAAAACUGCAGCGGCAUAAACUGGAAAAGAUGCGGGGGAGGCUUUUAAAGAUAAAGCCGAAACUAGAAAAGUUUUCGCAAGACCUUUGUUUCAUGGCAGACAAAAUCGACAAGAUUCACAAGGACUGCACCAUUACCAACGUAGUGGCCAGCUCGGCCGGUGCUGUCUCGGGCGUCCUGAGCAUCCUGGGGAUUUCGCUUGCACCUGUCACGGCGGGGGCCAGCUUGGCCCUCUUUGCAACUGGGUUGGGAUUGGGAAUAGCUGCUGGUGUUACUGGUGUUUCUGCAAAUAUCGUUGAUCACGUGAGUCACUCCCAGGGGAGGAAAUAUUUAAACGAAGUUAAAAAAUCAGAUGCGGCCAUGAAAGGUCUAGCUAAGGAAGCAAACAGGCUUAUAAAGGAGGUUACCAAAUUCUUCCCAAAAGACCUCUCAUUCUCGGACAAGGCGGCCUCGAAUUUUGGGACCUGGAGACUUGGGGCAGCUGGCUGUCAGUCCGCCAACGCUUUUCAGAGAGCUGUAUUGUCCAUGUCUAAAGGAGCCAGGAUAGGGGGUUCUGUAUUGGUGGGAAUUUUUGUUUUACUGGAUGUGGCUACCAUUGUGAAAGAUUCAAGACAUCUGUUAAAAGGGGCUAAGAGUACAACAGCAGCAGAAUUGAGGGAAAAAGCUCAAACUUUGAAAGAGAGGCUGCAGGAGCUUUCUACGCUUUGUGAGGACCUCCAGGAAACACUCAAUUGAUAACCUCAAAGCAGUGGGCCACGGCAGAGGGUCUUUGGAGGGGAAUAAAAAGAACCUUAAAAUAGGCUCAGAUUUGUGGGAAAUAGUUUUUGGAGAGAAA
Molecule: messenger RNA, 1414 nt
Organism: Sarcophilus harrisii (Tasmanian devil)
Lineage: Eukaryota; Metazoa; Chordata; Mammalia; Dasyuromorphia; Dasyuridae
Product: apolipoprotein L3
Exons: 2
Coding region: 529-1314 (261 amino acids)
Biological process (GO): lipoprotein metabolic process; lipid transport
Cellular component (GO): extracellular region; membrane
Molecular function (GO): lipid binding
Source: RefSeq, a predicted model, not a curated record